Messenger RNA from Phalaenopsis equestris, 1385 nucleotides. Its product is annotated as Werner Syndrome-like exonuclease. Gene Ontology annotation, biological process: nucleobase-containing compound metabolic process. Gene Ontology annotation, molecular function: 3'-5' exonuclease activity; nucleic acid binding. NCBI's taxonomy places the organism in Eukaryota, Viridiplantae, Streptophyta, Magnoliopsida, Asparagales, Orchidaceae. Bases 1 to 981 code for a protein of 326 amino acids. The record is from RefSeq and is a predicted model, not a curated record. The transcript has 7 exons.
AUGCUCAUUGGUUUCCUCCAGAACAAUUUUAGAACAAGAAUGCCUGAUCAGUGUGCUCUAAUAAGUUCUCCAGAGAGAGAUGCAGUGGGAUCGGAGACUUCUCUGGAUCUCGAUUCCGAUUGGAACGAAGACGCCGAGGAGGAGCUCCGGUCCAUCGAGUCCUCCUACGCCGUUGCUAAGCGGAAAAGCUCCGGUUUCAAUAUCGAGGAGUCCUCAUCUCAGCGCCGCCGACUCCCUGGCUGGGUGAGCGCAGCUUCUCCUUCUGGCUGCGUUGAAAACGGCGAUCUCAUUAGCAAGCUUGAUCGGUCCCCUUGCCCUAGGAAUCUACUCUCUAAUUUCUCUCCGAUACCUUGUCAAGCUAAUUUAAAAGCAAGACAUCAAGUAUUUACUUUUGGUGGACGCGUUGUAUACAGUAGGACCUCUUCCGAGGUGGAACAAUCUACAAAAGAGAUUUUGGAUAAAAUUGAACAUUCGAGACAUAAUGCUGAUGAAAUCUCACUUGGAUUUGAUUUAGAGUGGAAACCUAAUUUCAUAAAAGGGAAAACACCUAACAAAACUGCAGUAUUGCAAAUAUGCAUGGAUUGGUCUGAUUGUUAUAUCAUGCACAUCAUUCAUUCUGGUAUACCUCCUAUGUUGAAAUCACUUUUGGAGGAUCCUUCAUCAUUCAAGGUUGGAAUUGGAAUAGCCAAUGAUGCGGCAAAGAUCUCAUCGGAGCACAAUAUUCAUGUUGCAUCAUUAGUAGAUUUGUCAAGAUUUGCAAAUCUCAAGCUUGGCGGAGCUUCCAAGAAUUGGGGGCUUUCCUCUUUAAUGGAGAUGCUUACAUGCAAACAGUUAUCGAAAUCCAAAAAAAUACGAAUGGGGAAUUGGGAAGCCAGAGAACUAUCAAAGAACCAACUUCACUAUGCUGCUACAGAUGCUUUUGCUUCUUGGUACUUAUAUCAGAUUCUGAAAACCUUCCCAGAUCCAAAACCUAAAACUUAGGUUGGGAUGGAACUGAUUUUUUGUAGAUUUCAGCUCCACUUUACCUAUGGGGCAAAACCUAGGGUUCACUUGGAAGUGAUUUUAAAAUUUUUUAGCAUGAGAGCUUACCAGGUGUAGCAUGGCAAGAGCUAAGAAGAUCAUAUCUUAUUCAAAAAGCUUUAAAUUGCAUUAGUGGAGUGAAGUAGAGAGUGCUUCCUGCCACCUGCUAAAUUUGGUAUGGUUUUUUAUUCUUUAUGUAGUUCUGACAUUUAUUCUUUGAAUGAACAUUGAAAAUGCUCGUAGAUUAUGUCCCAUGCCUCUUAUACGAACCAUUUAAGCAUGGUUUUGACAAUUGAAUUGACCAAUUUGAUCAGUUCAACCAUGGUCCUCCCGCUAGUUCAAUCAAGCUCCAAAAUUGAUUUUGC